Strigops habroptila (Kakapo) is the source of this 5536-nucleotide messenger RNA. It is a transcript of the gene TMEM271, whose product is annotated as transmembrane protein 271. The transcript has a single exon. Bases 26 to 1156 code for a protein of 376 amino acids. The record is from RefSeq and is a predicted model, not a curated record. Lineage: Eukaryota; Metazoa; Chordata; Aves; Psittaciformes; Psittacidae.
GGCGGCGGCGGCGGCGGCGCGGAGGAUGAAGUGGAGCGUGCGGGGAGCCUGCGCCGCGCUCUCCAGCUGCCUCCUGCUCGCCUGCGCCCUCAGCGCCGCCGCCGUGGGCCUCAAGUGCUUCUCGCUGGGCUCCGAGCUGAAGGGCGAGCCCUUCCGCCUGGGCACCGCCGCAGGAGCCUUCUACUCGGGGCUGCUGCUGGCCGCCGGACUCUCGCUGCUCGCCGCCGCGCUGCUCUGCUGUCGUCCGCCCGACGAGGCACCCGCGGCACCGGCUCCAGCCCCAGGCGCGGCACCAGCCCUGACCCCGGCUCUGGCCCCGGACCCGGACGGGGACCCGGACCCGGCAGGAGGUGGCACCGGCGGGGGGGAGGCGACGGCCGCACCGUCGGGGCCAGUGGAGAAGGCGCCGCCCGGGGGGCGGCAGAACUUCCUGCUGCUGGGGGUGCUGGUGUUCAUGCUGGGCGUGCUGAGCGCCUUCGCUGGCGCCGUCAUCGACGGCGACACCGUGUCGCUGGUGGAGAGGAAGUACUCGCACUACUGCCUGCUGCAGCCCGGCGGCGCGGCCCGCCCGCGGAGCGGCCCAGCGGUCCCCGACGGCUCCGCCGCGGCGCUUCGCUGCCAGAAGCUGCGGGACUACCAGCAAGGCUUGGUGCUCUCCACCGUCUUUAACGCGCUGGAGUGCCUCCUGGGCCUGCUUAACCUGCUCCUCGUCAAAAACUAUAAGGCCUCGCAGCAGCGCGGACGCCGGCGCCGGCGGCGGCGAGCGGCCCCCGCGGCUGCAGCGGCGGCGAGCGGGAGGCGGAGGCGGCGGCGGGGCGGCCCCUGCGGCAGCGGCGGCGGCGGUGGUGGCGGCGGCGGGCGGCGAGCGCCGCGCCACAGCCAGGGCUCCCUCUUCUCCGGCGGCGAGCCUGAGCUUAGCCCCGGGGAUUGCCCUUUCCAGGCCGUCUCGUACAUCAACGUGGGCGUCUUCCACGUCUUCGACGAGGCUGGCGUGGAAGUGCACUGCGGCGGGCACCCCUCCGUCGAGCUGCCUGGCUACUCGCCCAUGGACCCCGAGCUUAACGCCUCCUACCCCUACUGCUAUCCGCUGCCCAGUGAGCAGCCCCCGGCCUACGAGGAGAUCUACCCCAGGGAGCCCUGCGCUCACGGCAUCUAGCGCCGACCUCCGGCGGGACCCCCGACUGCCCGCCCGGCCCUCGGCUCGCCGUGGCAGCCGGAGCGGGAUCGGGCGCCGGAACGGGCCGGGAGUGGGUCCGUCAGCUCCUCGCAGCCGUGGGACUCGGGGACAGCCCUCGCAUCACCGACGGAACGGGUCUCGGGCAGGUGCCGCCGUGCCUCUGGCUCUGCGGAAGCUUCUCCCCUCUCCCUCCUUGCUCUCCCCUUCCUUCUCCCCGCUCCGUCCCACCGACCCUCCGUCCGCCGGCGGCUGAAUUUUCCGAAGGCUGCGCAAGAAACGCCUAAGGGUUGGUUCCUCCCGCUGCCUCUCCUCCGUAGCCAAGUUUAGUUCCCUUCAAAGUGAUUCAUCAGUCUCCAGCUUUAGCAGUCCAGAGUUACCCAUUUAUGAUAACCAGCCAGUGUAAGGAAAAGGUGUCAUGAAGCUUCUUUACCUCUCAAAAGAGCUAAAUUUCUAAACAACGCAGAGACAUUUGUGUCACGUUUACUAGAGAUGUAUUGGGGAUCUUUAACGUUUACACUACUCCUUGGGAGAAUUGAGUUCUGUUUUAAGAUUUAGUGAGUUAAAACAUUCAUUGGUCUUGUAAGAUGCACAUUGAGAAAAACCUGCACUUUGAAAAAGAAACAGGAAAAAAAAAAAAAAAUCAAGGUUUUUGUACACUAAUGUGCCUGCUUUUGUUGAUAACUUCUUACUGUAAAAGCUUUCAGAAGUCUAUAGUGAAAAUGUUUGGUAAAUUCACUGCAGUUUAAAAUCGAUGAUUAGUUCCUUUACUAACACAACUGAGAUGUUGCUAGGAUAUGGCAGUUAAAAGGAAGUCCAAAUGUCAUACACAUUCCGUUUUGUAAACAGGUUCUGUGUUUUUAACGCAAGGCAGGAUUUCUUUUUGUUUUACGCAGGCGAAGGGUUUAAUUCUAUUUUGUACAACUACAUGGUUUACCUUGUAAAGAGUUCCAUUUUACCUGUUACAAUUCAUCAAUCUGGUAAGCUUGAAUAUUAAAAGUUUUAUUCGAAAUAUAUGUAUUGUAAAGCAGCCUUAACUGGUGCAGUGGUCAGUUUUAAAGGGAAAAAAAAAAAAACCAAAAAACCAAAAAAAACCAAACAAAAAAUGAUAAACCAUCUUGGAAGACAUCUUCCAAAUGAGUUUCAAACCAAUAUUUAUACUCCUAUUACAAAGCAAGAAUUUUCUUCCUUUUUGUUUGUUUUUUUGUUUUUUUUUGUUUGUUUUUUUUUUUUUUUUUGUUGUGGUUUUUGUUUUUGGUUUGGUUUGGUUUGGUUUUUUUUUUAAAGAAAGAAGGCCACUUUAAUUCCUGAAAGGGAGGGUGGGGUGGUGAAAUAAUGGGAUGGUAUGCUGUUAACUCUUUCUCAGUUUAGAGGUAUUAAAAGGCGUUAUGCAAAGAGAAAAACUGCCAAAUCCUUUUGGAUUCUGCCAUGGAAUGCCCAUACCAGAUAGUGUCAGAAAGUGCUACUUUAAGAGAAGAGAAAUGGCAUAUUUUAUUAUAUCAUUCAAGAGCAGGUAAAGGCUUAAUUUCAUGUUCCACAAAAAACCAAAAAGCAACUAUUCAGGUUGCAAUAUCCCGUCUCCCAGUUACAGCAUACUGAAAUGAAGUAUUGCAAAAUAACCUUUCGCUUUCUGUUAAUCCUGUUUGGAGCCUGCUGCAUAAUGCCAGUGUAUCAGCUACCCAGAGACAGAGAGUUAAGGGAAUGAAAAGUUAUAGUGUGUUUCUGUGGUUAAUGGAAAAUUAUUUUAAAAUUUUUAGCUGCAGAGAGACUGACGUAAUUUACAGCCUUAGAAUUGGAGAGAGAAGAGUUUAGCCUAAAGAUAUUCAAAUCUCUUUGCACUGUUUUGUUUCCUAAAGUGUUUUGACUUGCACACUUUGUAUAAUCUAAAAUGCAUAAUGCCUGAGAAGUCUUAAAAUUGCAAACUGAUGUCUGUGAAGCUCACAAUGAAAGCUCUAAUCUAGAGGAGACAGUUAAAAGCAGCAGUUGCCAAUUUGCCAAGUAAUUUUAAAUAGCAGAAAUUUAAGACAGAGCUCUUUCUGGCCAGCAGAUAUCUUGUGCAGAACGCCAGCCUAAAACAUAUGCCCUAGCUAAGUCCCAUUUUAGUAACUGAAGAUCGGUUUUAUGCUGGCUCUCUGCAGAUGCGCUUCCUUAACCCCUUACAGGGAAGUGACUGGGAAGUCCAGAGACUUUACCCAUAAUACUAAUUUAGACACAAAACCAAUCCUGUAACAUACUGUAUUGUUCAUACAGCUGGGAUUUUGCAAAAUGAAUAACUAAAGCAAGGGGGCAAAAAUCCUAAUUGUAAGUCUCCAGUUAGAGGAGUUCAUGAGACAGCAUAGUACCCUGUACUGAGUUGAAUGGGAACUGCUAGGCUGCAGGGUGAUUUUGGAAAAUAAAGCAGCUGGGUGCCUAAAUACAGAUGCAGAAGUGUAAGAAUAGUUGUUGGCUUUAAGAAGAUUGGCUGUACACAUUGUAGAUCGUGGAAGUUGUAUCUUAGUUUUACUUAAGGAAUUGAUUUUUGACAUAAAAAGACAGUGUUUUACUUAAGAUAACUAUUUUAGGAAUUAUGAACUAGACAGUUCUGAAACUCCAGAUGUUCCAAAGAUCAGUGCUCAGGGAAAUAAGUGGAAAGUCAAGAAAGCUACCUAUUAUACUCAAUUGUUUAAAUGUGAACAAUUUUAAAUUAUGAAUUUUUAAGAUUGUUAAAUUCAUAACUUUUUUUUUUUUUACGUUUGUGUGUCUACGCACAUAUGUAAGUGUGUGUUUUAUUUAAGUCUGUUCAGAAUGCCAUUGAAUUAGGAUAUUUAUUUGUGAUUCAGUUUUAGUUCCUGAAUUUCUGCUUUUCUUCGUUUGGGCUUUUAUGUCCCAUAAUAGUUUAAUUUAGUGGUGGACAGAUUGCCAGAAUAAUGUCCAAGUCGGACUCCCACAGAAGCCAGUAGGCAUCAUUUCAUUGAUUUCAGUGGGUCUGGGCACAAAUGAUAUGUAACACCUACUCUAAAUAAUCUUUAAAGUAAUGUUGAUCUUCUGGCACGACAGGAUGCAGCAGUGGCAUAUUAGUUCUCAGUUAUUUAUUUGUAUGGACAGCAGUAGUAAGGGAGGUCACCUAUGGUAUUAUAUAUGUUUUUUAAAGAAAACAGGAAAAAGAAAAAAUAAAUUGGCAGACAAAUUGACCAAACAAGCCAUGUUUUCUUAAAGAUGGUAUACAAGUGUUUCAGGUAUCUGGUGACUAACUUUUCUGAUAAACCACCACACGUAUUUCUUUCUCAGUGAGAAGAAACUUAUAAAUACACAAUUCAAGAUGAAGCUUCACAAGCAUAAUUGCAGUAUUGUGAAGCCAUUUUUAGUAAACCUGAAUCAUCACUCUAUCUUCUGAGCAGUAAUGUUAGAGUGUAUAAACUGUAGUGUGCCAAAAUUGAAAAUAGGUUGGUGUGGGAAGCAUCGGAGCUUAGGUUAAUUACCUGAGACGAUUCAUACUGUCCCUUUAUUUUCCAUGUCCCAUCACAUGAUUGUCAAGGCGAAUGCAAGCCUGAUCGAUUCAUGUCACUGGAGGAUGUUAAUUGCAAGGCUUAUGCCUUAAGUAGCAAAACCAGGGAGUAUGGAAGAGAAACAUCAAGUAUGUGCUAUCAAAUCUCCAUUUUGCUUAGCUGAAGUAACAACAAGACUGCUUUUUGCCCCAUGGCUUGUUGUUUCAAUUUGCUUAGAGCAUUACUAGCAUCUGUUCAAAGAGAGGGAAGAACAGAUGCAAUACUGCUGGUUUGGUCACAGCAGAGUACGGAUUUGAUAACAGACUGUUCCCAGCUUUCCUGUCCCUUUUACAGGUAAUAGCGGCUAGCCAAGGGAUGAAAUGGUGGAAAAUCAAGUCUGUCGUCUUUGAUGCGACAUGAUCUCCCUUCAUGUGGAAAAAUGUAUUCCCACCAGCCUAUUAGCAAUUCACAUGAAUUAUUUUCACACUCAAACAUUCUUGCUUAUAUCUGUUACUUAUACUUUGCAUUGUAAUUGACAGACAGAAUAUAUGUGAAUCUAAAAACAGGGAAAAAAGGAUGUUAGAAGGAAAUUGUAUUAAAGUAGUACAGAUUUUACUCAAAAGUUUGAUUUCACUGUAGGACUUCUUUGGUUCACCAAAAAGCGCUAUGGUGGCUGGUAUAACUUAGAUAUAUUUCAGACAUACUGUUUAAUCAUCAGAAAAGGUUUCUGAAUGUUCACAUGGGUAUGGCAAUCUGUUUCUGCUUUUGGACAUAGUAUAUAUGAAAACCUUUUCUUCAUUUUGCCAUUUAAUCCAAGAUUGAUCCUCAAGAAAAUGUCAGUAAUUGAUCUUGUAAUUUUAGGAUCAAUAAAAUACGUUUUAAAGCACAGCAUAUCCUA